UGUAUUGACUUUCUAAAAACGAGUCAAUUAUGACAGCUAUGAACCUUUCCCUGAGUUUCCGAUCACCAGAGGCGUCUCUGUUUCACCGGAGAUAUAGCUCUCCGAUCAAACACCUGCAAAAACAGCAAGUACCCAAUUUACUCUCGUUCCCCAAACUACAAUUUCCAGUGCCCAAAACUCAGUUCAGGGUCACGGCUCGGAAAGGGUCAGCUAUAGAAGGCUUAAGCCAAGAGAUGAACACCAUCGCCUCGCAGAACCUGGAUCACGCGCCUGCUCGGAGACGAGUUCGCUCGGCAUUCAUCGACUUGCAUAAACAACUUGACCAUUGCUUGUUCAAGAUGGAUCAUGCUGGCAUCAGAACAGAGGAGUGGUAUGGAAGGAAUUCAAGGGGUAUGGAAAUUUUCUGCAAAAGCUGGUUGCCGAAACCGGGUGAUCAAAUCAAAGCUGGCUUAUGUUUUUGCCAUGGGUACGGUAGUACUUGCACAUUCUUCUUUGAAGGUAUUGCUAGGAGAAUUGCUCAGUCUGGGUACGCUGUAUAUGCAGUAGACUAUCCAGGUUUUGGUCUUUCUGAAGGGUUGCAUGGUUUCAUCCCAGACUUUGAUGAGUUGGUCGAUGAUGUUAUUGAACAAUUUACUAGUAUCAAAGGAAGAUCUGAAGUGAAAGGUUUGCCCUUUUUUAUAAUGGGGGAGUCGAUGGGUGGAGCUGUCACUCUAAAGAUUCAUCUAAAGGAACCGCAUGAAUGGGAUGGAGUGAUCCUUGUAUCUCCAAUGUGUAAAAUUGCAGAUGAUGUGAUGCCUCCAGCAAUAGUGCUGAAGCUAUUAGCCUUCAUGUCUGAAGUUUUGCCCGAGGCAAAACUCUUCCCACAGAAAGAGAUAGCUCAUCUAAGCUACAGAGAGCUCGGAAAGAGAAAAACGGCUGGUUACAAUGUGAUUUCUUAUAAGGACCAAAUGCGAUCAAGAACAGCUGUAGAACUUCUGAAGGCCACUAGCGAUAUUGAAAUGCAGUUGGAUAAGGUUUCAUCCCCAUUGCUAAUUCUUCAUGGAGAAGCAGAUAAGGUGACAGACCCUUUGGUGAGCCAGUUGCUGUAUGAAAAGUCCUCUAGCAAGGAUAAGACUUUGAAGCUCUAUCAAGAUGGUUAUCACUGCAUCCUUCAAGGGGAGCCUGAUGACACAAUUUUCACCGUCCUUGAUGACAUUGUUACUUGGCUUGAUUCCCGGUGCUUCCGAAACUAAAAUAUAUUGUCAUUUCUAGCCUCCUUGUAUUUUGCAGCUAAUUCCUUUCUGUAUAUCCCUUGAACAUUAUGAUACACUGCUUGAACAGAACCUGGUGGAAGAUGAUAAUA
Molecule: messenger RNA, 1342 nt
Organism: Rosa chinensis
Lineage: Eukaryota; Viridiplantae; Streptophyta; Magnoliopsida; Rosales; Rosaceae
Product: caffeoylshikimate esterase
Exons: 8
Coding region: 30-1232 (400 amino acids)
Cellular component (GO): membrane
Molecular function (GO): lipase activity
Source: RefSeq, a predicted model, not a curated record